UUCAAUAAUGUGAAAAUGAACCACCAGAAUGUUAUUCAGAAAGUGAAGGAUAAGGUGUUAGCUCUUCUGGCUGUUAACUUGAUUUCUGCUAAGAACUUUAAAAAUUGUUACUUUGUUGGUAAUUCUUUAGGCUUGAAGUUGGAGAGUGACCCUAAUUUUGCUAAUGUUAUUUAUUGGCAUAAACCUCCCAUUAAUUUCUUUAAGCUUAAUGUGGACGGCACUAGUACUGAUUGUAUUGUUGAUUGCGGUGGUGUCAUUAGGGAUUGUAAUGGUGGCCUAAUUGUUCUGGUCUUAUUCAAGGAAGCUACAAAAUUGGUCCAGCCCUUUACUAGAAGAGGGGGGUUUUCCUCGAUUUCUAAUAUCAAAUGGGAAGAUGUUGUUAGCCUUGAUUCAUUGAAGAAUGCGUUUAAUCGUUGCAUUAUUCAGCGCAUAAAGCAUCCAGAGGAUUAUGAGGAGCUUGGGGUGGACAUGGAGGUUGGUUUUAUUCUUCAUGGACCUCCCGGAUGUGGUAAAACAUUGAUUGCAAAGGCUCUAGUCAAUGAGGCUGGUGCCAACUUUAUACAUAUUAAGGUGGAUGCAUUAACAUGUAAGCGAGGAAGAGAGGGAGCAUCGGUUGUGGAACGGGCCCUGGAUCAGCUGCUCAUAGAAAUGGAUGGUGUUGAUUAGCGGCAUGGUGUUUAUAUCAUUGGAGCUACAAAUAGGUGUCCUUGCUUAUUAUUGCAGUUUAUUUGGUUUCAUUAAUGUUUCUUCUAUACUUCUACUUUUAAAUGAUAUGUCAGGCUUGAAGUGAUCGACCAUGUUGUUCUACGACCUGGUAGAUUUGGAAGGCUCUUUUAUGUUCCACUUUUGAGCACUGAUGAACGGGGUUUGAUUUUAAAAGCACUUGCUCACAAAAAGCCUAUUUCUCCAUGUUUUGAUUACAAUAUGCAAUAUAAGCAAGGACUAUUGUUUUUUGUGAGCAAGUGCUUUUAAAAUCAAACCCCGUUCAUCAGUGCUCAAAAGUGGAACAUAAAAGAGCCUUCCAAAUCUACCAGGUCGUAGAACAAUAGGGCCGAUCAAUUCAAGCCUGACAUAUCUUUUAUAAGUAGAAGUCUAGAAGAAACAUUAAUGGAGCCAAAUAAACUGCAAUAAUAAGCAAGGACUGAUGGGGACAUUAGUUUGUGGAAGGUUUAUCAAAGGCAUCACCACCGAUCUAAGUAACCACCUUAGAGGUGAUGGGUCUAAAAGUUGUUGAAUCCUUCCCAUUUUCUGGUUUUGCCAUAAGGCUGCUUUUACUUUCCUCUUAUUGUCUGCUUUACAUGAGAGCUUGCAAUUUUCCUUGGAAUUGCCAUGGAUUGGAUGUAAUAACUUGUUGCUUUCUUGUAUAUGGAGGGCUAUAGCUGUAAUAUAUGGCUCAGAGGAGCAAAAGAAACUUCUUUUAAGAAGUUAAGUAAUCUAUGUUUGGUUGAAUACUAGAUACAAUAGACAAAGUUAUGGAAUUGGUGGUUACAAUAACAGUGUCUGCUUUUACUUCUC
Messenger RNA from Dendrobium catenatum, 1515 nucleotides. Its product is annotated as cell division control protein 48 homolog C-like. NCBI's taxonomy places the organism in Eukaryota, Viridiplantae, Streptophyta, Magnoliopsida, Asparagales, Orchidaceae. Bases 16 to 666 code for a protein of 216 amino acids. Gene Ontology annotation, biological process: ribosome biogenesis. The transcript has 5 exons. Gene Ontology annotation, molecular function: RNA binding; preribosome binding; ATP binding. The record is from RefSeq and is a predicted model, not a curated record. Gene Ontology annotation, cellular component: nucleus.